Molecule: messenger RNA, 1011 nt
Organism: Sebastes umbrosus (honeycomb rockfish)
Lineage: Eukaryota; Metazoa; Chordata; Actinopteri; Perciformes; Sebastidae
Exons: 7
Coding region: 205-1011 (268 amino acids)
Source: RefSeq, a predicted model, not a curated record
UGCCCUACACAUUUUUUAAUCCAGAGUUACCGUUUUGCUAAGAGGAAUAUGUUAGUUUAUAUGGUGACUUUGCUCUUUUUGCUCUUGAAACAACAUGUUGUAAUAUAAAUAUUGUGAACUCAUAUGAAUAUUACUUUUACUCUUUUUAAGCAUAAUCAAAAAUGAUGAGAAUGGAUUGAGUACUAGACGGUUUGCUGUUGUUUCAUGAAAAGGUCACAGUUUAGCCACAUUGCUGAAUUUGAUCCUUUUGGAUGGGCUGCCAUGGCCGUGAAAAGGCCAGCCAAGUUGCGAGUUAUUCGUGCAGUGAUAAAGGACAAAAUGGACAAGACUUUUUCACUACGAAGACAGGACGUUGUGGGAAAGGAAUCAGGAGUGGAAGAGAUGAAAGAGAGAUGGCCUGCAUUGUUCACAAUGGAUGAGGUCAAUGCUGAAUUCAUGAGGAUCACAACUGUUCCACUUCAACUGCGAUUCCUGGCUUCCUUGGACAAGCACCACAGCAAGCUGACUGACAUCAUCAGAAACAAGGGAGGAGUUGUCAGGGAGAAGACCCGGAACAUACUGAAAGUUCUUGAUCAAAGCCUCGAGGUGAAUCAAAAAAGAGAGUGUCUGCUGAAGUGCCUUAUUCUGUACCUUGGGGAAGACGUGGACAAACUUAUCAAGGAGUAUCUGGUUGUGCAGAAGGAUGAAGCUGAAACCGAGCUUGAGAGGUGUACAAUGGCAGUGUUUGUCAUCAGGGAGGAGGAGGAUCCUCUCCAGCCACCACAUGACAUUGGGAUUGUUCUUGAAGGUGUGGAAGUCCUUAAUGAGUUGCCAUCGGUCGCACAUGCAUGUGCCAUGUUAUUUGGCUUCAUCUAUGCUCUAAACUUGAGCUAUCCAGGUGAGCUCAAAUACACUUUUGAUGCACUACAGAAAAUAUUCAUGGACAUAGAGCCAAAGAAAAUGACACGCAAAGUGUGCAGGUGGUGUAGCACGCAUCCUGACAGCAUCAUGUACCAGGUUUACACUGUCUGA